This is a messenger RNA of Neoarius graeffei (lesser salmon catfish), 3015 nucleotides long. It is a transcript of the gene prkcbb, whose product is annotated as protein kinase C, beta b. The transcript has 17 exons. The coding region runs from base 128 to 2146 and encodes 672 amino acids. The record is from RefSeq and is a predicted model, not a curated record. Gene Ontology annotation, biological process: protein phosphorylation. Lineage: Eukaryota; Metazoa; Chordata; Actinopteri; Siluriformes; Ariidae. Gene Ontology annotation, molecular function: ATP binding; zinc ion binding; diacylglycerol-dependent serine/threonine kinase activity.
CCAUUAGUCGAGUCGCUCAGUGUCGGUUCCGGCCCUGUUUUACACACACUCUCUCUCUCUCUCUCCCUCUCCCGGAGUCGGUAGCGUGUCCGCUGUAGUUUUCUCCGGUCCCGGUUCGGCGGUGGUCAUGGCGGACGGCGCUCCGUGCGGCAGCGGCAGUGAUGGCGAGGAGAAGGGCGCGCGCCUCCGAGGUUUCGCGCGGCAGGGCGCGCUCCGCCAGAAGAACGUGCACGAGGUGAAGGACCACAAAUUCAUCCCGCGCUUCUUCAAGCAGCCCACCUUCUGCAGCCACUGCACCGACUUCAUCUGGGGUUUCGGGAAACAAGGAUUUCAGUGUCAAGUUUGCUGUUUUGUGGUGCAUAAGCGCUGUCAUGAGUUCGUCACUUUCUCCUGUCCUGGAGCAGACAAAGGCCCGGCGUCAGAUGACCCACGCAGUAAACACAAGUUUAAGGUCCAUACGUACUCCAGUCCGACCUUCUGCGAUCAUUGUGGCUCCCUGCUGUACGGACUCAUUCACCAGGGCAUGAGAUGUGAACAUUGUAUGAUGAAUAUUCACAAGCGUUGUGUUGCUAACGUGCCGAGUCUGUGUGGAACCGAUCAUACUGAACGCAGAGGACGCAUCCAGAUCACCGCUAACAUCAAGAACAAUGUACUCACUGUAUGCAUCAAGGAAGCGAAAAACUUGGUUCCAAUGGAUCCGAAUGGCCUUUCUGACCCAUACGUGAAGCUCAAACUCAUUCCUGAUCCGAAAAGCGAGAGCAAACAGAAGACCAAGACUAUAAAGUGCUGCCUGAAUCCGACGUGGAACGAGACCUUUACAUUUAAUCUGAAGGAAUCUGACAAGGACCGUCGGUUAUCGGUGGAGAUGUGGGAUUGGGAUUUGACCAGUCGGAAUGACUUCAUGGGUUCCCUCUCAUUCGGCAUCUCAGAACUGCAGAAACAAAGUGUGGAUGGAUGGUUUAAGCUGCUGAGUCAGGAGGAGGGUGAGUACUUUAAUGUGCCUGUCCCACCCGAGGGAGAAGAAGGAAACGAGGAGCUGAGACAAAAACUUGAGAGAGCUAAAAUAGCUUCUGUUGCUAAGAAGACAGACUCAUCUGUAUCCAAGUUGGACAAUAAUGGAAAUAGAGACCGGAUGAAGCUCUCCGACUUCAACUUCCUCAUGGUGCUUGGAAAAGGGAGCUUUGGCAAGGUAAUGCUGGCUGAGACGAAGGGAACCGAUGAGUUAUUUGCUAUAAAGAUUCUGAAGAAAGACGUGGUGAUUCAGGAUGAUGAUGUGGAGUGUACCAUGGUGGAGAAGAGGGUGUUGGCACUUUCGGGAAAACCUCCUUUCCUCACACAGCUGCAUUCCUGCUUCCAGACCAUGGAUCGUCUGUACUUUGUAAUGGAAUACAUUAAUGGAGGAGACCUGAUGUACCAGAUCCAGCAGGUUGGAAAGUUCAAGGAGCCACAUGCAGUGUUUUACUCUGCAGAGAUUGCCAUAGGCCUGUUUUUCUUACACAUGAAAGGCAUAAUAUACAGGGAUCUGAAGUUAGAUAAUGUAAUGCUGGAUGCCGAAGGCCAUAUUAAAAUCGCGGAUUUCGGGAUGUGUAAGGAGAACAUGUUGGAGGGCGUGACCACCAAAACUUUCUGCGGUACCCCGGACUACAUCGCUCCCGAGAUCAUUGCGUAUCAGCCGUAUGGGAAGUCGGUCGACUGGUGGGCCUUUGGGGUGCUGCUGUAUGAAAUGCUAGCUGGACAGCCUCCAUUUGAUGGAGAGGAUGAGGAUGAACUGUUCCAAUCCAUCAUGGAACAUCAUGUGUCAUAUCCCAAAUCAAUGUCUAAGGAGGCAGUGGCCAUCUGUAAAGGACUGAUGACGAAGCACCCUGGAAAACGUCUAGGAUGUGGCCCUGAGGGAGAGAGAGACAUCCGAGAGCAUGGUUUCUUCCGCUACAUGGAUUGGGAGAAGCUUGAGAACAAAGAGGUUCAACCACCAUUCAAACCUAAAGCUUGCGGCCGAGAGGCGGAGAAUUUUGACCGCUUUUUCACACGUCACCCUCCGGUGCUCACUCCGCCUGACCAGGAAGUCAUCAUGAACCUCGACCAGGACGAGUUCGAGGGUUUCUCCUUCAUAAACUCUGACUAUCCUGGCGCAGAAGCUCAGAGCUAAUUAAUAUUAGCAGUUCAAUGAACUCUGCCCCCCAUCCUGUCAUUUUAGCCAAUCAUUUCUUGCUUCUGCUGGUGCACGCCCUGCUCCCUACCGGCCAUUUGGCUGAAGUGCUUAUGAACAUAGAUAAUGAUUAUUAGAUUAAAAAGAGAUGCAUGCAAAACCUGCUCCCUGCAGACCACUUGGCUGUAACUUACUCUACGCGUAUAUACUUAGAUGCAUGUAGAACUUCGCUGUAAUAACUAGGUCAUUUAAUAAUCCGGAUUUUAUUUACGAAAAUACAUGUAAAUAGCAGACAGUACAUCAGUCCAGGGGCUCUCCAUUUCCUCCAGGAAUGCUCCAGUUUUUCCCAGUUUUCCACUUCCUUAAAAAAGUUCUCCACUUCCUCCAGGACGCAUGAGUGACUUCCUGCAGCCACACAACAGUGUGUGCUUCCAUCCAUCUGUUUAUAAAGCAACAAGGAAAUUUUGAAUAUGAAAGGAAAAAAGGAAGGGAGCGUAAGAGGAAAAGAAGGAAGCAAAGAAAGAAAAUGCAAAAGACAAUUGGGUAGCCAAAGUGAAAGAGAGGAAGGUAGAAACAACAACACAGACAUAAAACAAAGACAAAUACAAGUAGGUUGACAAAAAUUACAGAUAUAAAAAAGAAAUAAACAAAAAGAUGGGCAGAAAAGAAGGUAGGAAGAAAAACACCAUUUAUUUAGGUAGUGAGAAAGAAGAUAGGUGGGUAGGUAGGAAGUCACAAAAUUGGGCAGAACAGGAGCCAAAGGAAACCAAGAUUGCAUAAACAUUUGGAUGGAAAUUGACCAAUCAGAUCACUGCAUGUCUUUUACAUCAUCUGUGAAUGUGAUUCAUUAGUGUGAUGCCACUGACUUU